AUGAUGACUAAAUCCCCUCAAAACAUUGGUAUCAAAGGUAUCGAAGUGUACAUUCCAGGUCAAGCAGUCAAUCAAGCUGAAUUGGAAAAAUUUGAUGGCAUUCCUCAAGGUAAAUACACCAUUGGGUUAGGACAAACCAAUAUGGCAUUUGUUAAUGAUACUGAAGAUAUCUACUCCAUCAGUUUAACUGUAUUGUCCAACUUGUUAUCACAUUAUGCCAUCAACACUGACCACAUUGGUAGAUUGGAAGUUGGUACUGAAACAUUGUUGGAUAAAUCGAAAUCAGUUAAAUCAGUAUUGAUGCAAUUAUUUGGUGACAACUCCGAUAUCGAAGGUGUUGAUACUGUUAAUGCUUGUUAUGGAGGAACUUCGGCUGUCAUUAAUGCUGUAAACUGGAUUGAAAGUUCUAGUUGGGAUGGUCGAGAUGCCAUCGUUGUUGCGGGAGAUAUUGCUAUUUACGACAAGGGUGCAGCCAGACCUACUGGUGGUGUAGGUGCUGUUGCCUUAUGGAUUGGUCCUGAUGCUCCUAUUGUGUUUGAUUCAAUUAGAGGGUCAUUUAUGGAACAUGCUUACGAUUUCUACAAACCAGAUUUCACUAGUGAGUAUCCAACUGUUGAUGGACAUUUCUCAUUGAGUUGUUAUGUUAAAGCCAUCGACAAUUGUUACAAAAGCUAUUCACGUAAAGUCACUGGUGAUAAAGAUAAGACUGUUGGAUUGUAUGAUCAUUUUGAUUAUAACGCAUUUCAUGUUCCAACUUGUAAAUUAGUCACUAAAAGUUAUGCCAGGUUAUUAUACAAUGAUUACAAGUCUAGUCCUGAAAAAUUUACUGAUUUAAUUGAUGAACAAACAAGACAACAUAUCGAUGCAUUAUCCUAUGAAGCUUCAUUAACUGAUAAAAUCUUGGAAAAAACCUUUGUCACUUUGGCCAAAGAAGAAACUAAAGCUCGUGUUGAACCAGCAUUGAAAGUUCCAACAAAUACCGGUAACAUGUACACCGCGUCCGCUUGGGUUUCUUUAGCAUCGGUCAUUUACUAUGCCUCACAAAAUGGGGCCAAUCUUUCAAACAAGAGAAUCGGUGUUUUCUCCUAUGGAUCAGGUUUAGCAUCAACUUUAUUAUCAGUUGUUUUAAAAGGUGAUGUUUCUGAAAUUGUCAAGGUGUUGGAUUUCGAUUACAAGUUGGGCAAAGGACGUAAAAUUGAAUCACCACAAGCUUAUGUUGAUGCUAUUGGGCUUAGAGAAGAUGCUCAUUUACAAAAAGAUUUCAAACCAAAAGGUUCAAUUGAGAAUUUACCUGCUGGAACAUAUUAUUUAUUGGAAGUUGAUGACAAAUUUAGAAGAAAGUAUGGUGUCAAGAAGUAG
Lodderomyces parapsilosis is the source of this 1359-nucleotide messenger RNA. It is a transcript of the gene ERG13, whose product is annotated as hydroxymethylglutaryl-CoA synthase. The transcript has a single exon. Gene Ontology annotation, biological process: ergosterol biosynthetic process; acetyl-CoA metabolic process. Gene Ontology annotation, molecular function: hydroxymethylglutaryl-CoA synthase activity. The record is from RefSeq and is a predicted model, not a curated record. Bases 1 to 1359 code for a protein of 452 amino acids. NCBI's taxonomy places the organism in Eukaryota, Fungi, Ascomycota, Pichiomycetes, Serinales, Debaryomycetaceae.